Messenger RNA from Rubroshorea leprosula, 3248 nucleotides. The record is from the annotation of a GenBank genome assembly. NCBI's taxonomy places the organism in Eukaryota, Viridiplantae, Streptophyta, Magnoliopsida, Malvales, Dipterocarpaceae.
GAGUUCAUCACUUCAUCUCCGAUUUGCUCCGACCUCCGCCGCCUGAUUAUGGUAUACUGGAGACUGGAGAGGAUUGAGUCAUGGAGGAAAUUUUCAAUUAAAAGUUGAUUGGGAUUCUGCCUUUUGUCUUCUUGGGUUUGUAUUAGGAAUCACUGGGAAUUUAGGUUUAAUCAAUGGCUGAUCGAAAUUCUGCUCCUACGAAGACUGUAUGGAUGAAGCAAGCUGAGGAGGCUAAGAUCAAGAGCGAGGCUGAGAAAGCUGCUGCUGCAAAAGCAGCGUUUGAGGCCACAUUCAAGGACAUUGAAAAGAACCGAAACAAAGAUGUUGCUGUAGCUUCAUCUGACAGUGAGUCUGACAAUGACAGUGAUUUGGAGAACAAGCCAAUUGGCCCUGUGGAUCCUUCCAAGUGCACAGCUGCUGGUCCUGGGAUAGCAGGUGGCACAGCUUGUAAUCCUUCCACGUUUGUGGUAUUGACAAAGGAUGCAGAUGAGAGGAAGGUUCUGAAUGGGGGAGCCCAGAUUAAGGUCAAGGUUUCACCAGGCAUGGGUGUUGGGGGAUCGGAGCAGGAAGGAGUAGUGAAGGACAUGGGUGAUGGAACGUAUACAGUGACAUAUGUUGUGCCCAAGAGAGGGAAUUAUAUGUUGAAUAUUGAGUGCAAUGGCAAACCAAUCAUGGGUAGUCCAUUUCCAGUGUUCUUCAGUGCAGGUUCAUCUACUGGAGGACUACUUGGCGUGGCUCCAACAUCCACUUUUCCAAAUGUAGUGAACCAAACCAUGCCCAACAUGCCAAAUUACACGGGGUCUUUUUCUGGGGCAACCCCUGGCUUAUUGGGAAUGAUCCCUGGUGCUAUUUCUGGUGCUUCUGGUGGUGUUAUUCUGCCUGGAAUUGGGGCAUCUCUUGGGGAAGUUUGUCGAGAGUACCUUAAUGGUCGGUGUGCUAAAACUGACUGUAAAUUGAACCAUCCCCCCCACAAUUUGCUGAUGACAGCAUUGGCUGCAACAACCAGCAUGGGGACAUUGAGCCAGGUUCCUAUGGCACCGUCUGCUGCUGCAAUGGCUGCUGCUCAAGCUAUUGUUGCCGCUCAGGCCCUUCAGGCUCAUGCUGCUCAGAUGCAAGCACAAGCGCAGUCAAACAAAGAAUCAUGUGAUUCUCCUGAUGCAGCUGCAAAGGUUGAUGCUUUGAAGAGAACUCUGCAAGUUAGCAAUCUUAGCCCUCUUCUCACAGCAGAGCAGCUGAAGCAACUAUUUAGUUUCUGUGGUUCAGUUGUUGAGUGUACAGUCACUGAUUCAAAACAUUUUGCUUACAUAGAAUACUCAAAACCUGAGGAAGCAACUGCUGCUUUGGCACUAAACAAUAUGGACAUUGGGGGUCGGCCAUUGAAUGUGGAGAUGGCCAAAGCACUUCCUCAGAAGUCAUCUAUGUCAUCACUGGCGUCAUCUUCUCUUCCCAUAAUGAUGCAGCAAGCUGUUGUCAUGCAACAGAUGCAAUUUCAACAGUCUUUGCUUAUGCAGCAAACAAUGGCUGCUCAGCAAGCAGCAAACAGAGCUGCAAGCAUGAAAUCUGCAACAGAGUUAGCUGCAGCAAGAGCUGCAGAGAUAAGCAAGAAGUUAAAAGCUGAUGGACUUGUACCUGAAGGGGAUGAAACCAAACGUACAUCUAGGUCACCAUCCAAUUCUUGUGCAAGGUCAAGAUCAAAGUCAAGAUCCCCAGUUAAUUAUCCACGGAGGUCUAGAUCCAAGUCAAAAUCACCUAUCAGUUAUCGGCAAAGACGGAGAUCUCGUUCUUUUUCCCCCCUACCUCCCUGCCGACGAGAUUAUAGGUUUAAAUCACCAAGGAGAUCUCACUAUCGCUCAAGUUUUGACAGUGAGAGGCGGUCAUAUAGAGAAGUUAGGAAUAGUGCUGAUAGGAGUUGGAGGCGUGACUCAGAUAGGUCACAUGACAAUCACUCAUCUAUUUCAAGGAGAAAUAGGAGUAGGAGUACUAGUCCGCAAACAAGAAAAUCACAUAAAGUUGAUUCAGGCUCACCAAGGCAUCACAGGGAAAGUUCACCUCGUAAGAAAAGAAAAUUGAAGAAUGCUGGUUCAAGAUCUCCAAGGUGUGGUAGGGGAAGUAGGUCAUCCUCAAGGAAUGACAAUGAAGAAAAACUGAAGUGCAGAAAGCGCUCUAGGUCAAAAUCUUUUGAUGAUUCUGUUGACAGGGUAGAUGAAAUCCAGGAUGAAAAGUUGGAAUAUCGAGGGCAAAGGCAUUCCAGGUCAUUAUCUGCAGAAGGUAAGCAUCAAAGAAGAAGCAGAUCAUCUACAAGAAGUUCAGAUGAGAACAAAGCAAAACACAGAAAGAAGUCCAGAUCAAAAUCAGUGGAGGCCAAACAUCACUUGAGUAAUACAGUUGAUGAAACGAGAGACAAUGAAUCAAAAACAUGUGACAGAAGGCGUUCUAGGUCAAGAUCUGCUGAAAGUAAGCAGUACACCAAGGAGAGAAGUGAUCGAAGCAGGGAUAAAAAAUCAAAGCAUCAUGAUAGAAGAAGGUCUCGGUCAAGAUCUGCUGAGGUCAACAAGCAUCACAGAGGAAGCAGGUCAUCCACAAGAAGUUUAGAGGGAAAAAAAUCAAAAUACAGGAGGUACUCUAUAUCGAAGUCUCCCGAAGACACAAAUCACUCAAAUGAUAGAUUAGAUGAAAACAGAAAUGAAAAAUCAAAGCAUCAUGACAGAAAGAGCAUGACAUCUGCUGAAGAUAAGCACCAUAGAGGAAGUAGAUCUUCUCCCAGAAGUUCCGAAGACAACAAAUCAAAACAUAGAAGGCACUCUAUUUCUACGCAUGCCAAAGAUGAUUCAAGAGCAUCAACAAAUGAUGACCAAGAUUUGAAGAUCACAUGCAUGAAAGGUUUUAGCGCUGAUGGAGGAGGCUCAUUGUCAGCGAUUAGCACGGAUUGAUUGCAGAAGAGCUGACCAAACUUUAUUUAACAGGAGUGAAAGAUCAUUCCGUUUCUACCGACAGAAGAUAGCUGUAGGCUCUAGUGUUGCCAGAUCAGACCAUGGGCUGCAAAUUGACACCUUCAAAUUAUGUGGUCUCACUUCUGCAAUACAGGCUUGUUUAAAUUCAAGCUUGUUUGGCAAUGGACAAUUUUAUUAUUUUGGGUUGAGCCUUAGGUUCCCAUAUGAAUGGUGGUUCUCUUCAGAUUGUUGUGUCUUUCUUUUGGUGCUCAGAUUUUUCUGCCACUGGUUGGCAUUUCAUAAAUGUAUGUGCUUUGU